Molecule: messenger RNA, 776 nt
Organism: Cucumis sativus (cucumber)
Lineage: Eukaryota; Viridiplantae; Streptophyta; Magnoliopsida; Cucurbitales; Cucurbitaceae
Product: protein SAMBA
Exons: 3
Coding region: 127-468 (113 amino acids)
Biological process (GO): negative regulation of organ growth
Molecular function (GO): anaphase-promoting complex binding
Source: RefSeq, a predicted model, not a curated record
UGUUAAGAGUACGACAAUUACCACUUUGACCUCACAAAAUUUGGGAAAUUGUCACAAAGUAUUUGAAAAUUUUUCCAAUUGAGAGCAGAAAAUUCAAAGCCCUAAUCUUCUCCAUUGCUGAAUUCAAUGAAUACCCCGUCCCCCGCCAAUUCUUCCGUUUCCACCACGGCGGUUGCCGGAAGGUGUAGCACUAACGCCGCAUUGUCGCUUGACGAUUUUCGCUUUCCCUCCAAUUUAAUUUCCGUGCCAGAGCGCAAGGACGAGGCCAUGACCGCUCUUAAAUCUAAUAUAAUGGCUGCACUGAAUAAGGAGGUCAAAUCCCUAGAUGAUGAUAACUGGAUGUUUGAAGGUCCUCGCUCCCGUAUCAACCUUAUGUCACGACAAGGUGCUAAUUGCCAUGCAAUUCCCUAUCAGGUGGUGCUUUCCUCAAAAAGACAGAAGAGAAAAGAAGGUAAUGGAUCAGAUUGAUGAGAAUGAUUUUCAUCUUGGAGAAAUCUUGUGAUUGUGCUGCCUUUGGACAAUACUGGGUUUCAUUUAUCCCAUUUAUCCAAUCAAGUAAUCAAUUCCUUUUUCUCAAUCUAUAAUUUUUCCUUCUGUAGAUGUAAAGGGUUUGCAAAUACUUGUCCAAACGAAACCUUGCUUACUGAAUUAUGUGAAACCCCACUUCUAACCUCUUAUUAGGUCAUGUUUGAAUUAACUUAUCAAGUGCUUACAAAAAAUGUUUUCGAGUGAAGAUAAAUGUUUUUUAUCGACGAUGAAAGGAUUUAAUUCACGGA